AUGUGCCGAGGCUCAGGCCUCAGGAAACCCCAGAGCAGGAGCCUGUGCCAACGCCUCAGGCACUGGGUCAGCCCUCACCUCCGACGCUGGUGGCCUUUUGCCCGCAGGAACCCAAAGAGUGAAAAUGAGUCAGCCCAGGCCCUGGAUGAUACCUGCAGGGUGGGGACCGUCACGGCCGGCACCCUGGAGAAGCUGGUGAAUCAGCUGGUGCCUUCCCUGCAGAGCGGGGACCCCUUCUUCGUCCCCGCCUUCCUCGGCACCUACAAGAGGUUCGCCACCACCCGGCAGGUGCUGGACCUGCUGUUCAAGAGGUACGGAUUCUUCUGCCCUGACCGUGAGGAGGACGACCAGCUGAAGAACGCCAUCUGCUCCUUCCUGGGCUGCUGGCUGGACCUCUUCCCGGAGGAUCUCUGCCAGCCCUCGGACCUCAGCAGCCUAAACCAGGUGAUGGCCUACGUGCUGCUGAACGUGCCCCACUCGGCCCUGGUGCGCCGCGUCCACCUCCUCCUGACCCGGCUGGAGGACCCGGAGCCCAGCCACGCAGAGCCACACUGA
Molecule: messenger RNA, 555 nt
Organism: Galeopterus variegatus (Sunda flying lemur)
Lineage: Eukaryota; Metazoa; Chordata; Mammalia; Dermoptera; Cynocephalidae
Product: ral guanine nucleotide dissociation stimulator-like
Exons: 4
Coding region: 1-555 (184 amino acids)
Source: RefSeq, a predicted model, not a curated record